Grus americana (Whooping crane) is the source of this 9692-nucleotide messenger RNA. It is a transcript of the gene TRPM6, whose product is annotated as transient receptor potential cation channel subfamily M member 6. Lineage: Eukaryota; Metazoa; Chordata; Aves; Gruiformes; Gruidae. Gene Ontology annotation, biological process: protein tetramerization; protein phosphorylation; monoatomic cation transmembrane transport. The record is from RefSeq and is a predicted model, not a curated record. Bases 287 to 6505 code for a protein of 2072 amino acids. Gene Ontology annotation, cellular component: apical plasma membrane. The transcript has 41 exons. Gene Ontology annotation, molecular function: ATP binding; protein serine/threonine kinase activity; monoatomic cation channel activity.
CUACCAAUUUAACACAUGGGAAUUUGUUGUCACUUCUCGCUGUUUCCAUCAGCUACAACUGGAAAGCAAGCUUUAUCUGAUAGUAUGUUGUAUGGAAACCUCAGUCGGUGGCUGAAGGCUACUUGAAAUGUACCCGUUAAAUAUGGGGAAGAAAAAGGACAUGAAAAGCAGGAGGUGUGAAGCAUUGCUCCUAAUGGGCAUCCAAGAACUGAGCUGGCCGGACUGCUGUUGAAGUGACAGCUUAGACACUGGGAAUAUAGGACUUAUGAAAAAAGCAGCAUAAAAGAUGGACAAGCAAGAUAGUGCCGAUCUUAAGUCUCCCAAAUCUUGGAUUGAAGAGGUCUUCAGUAAAAGAGAAUGCACGCACAUCAUUCCCAGUUCAAAAGAUCCUCACAGGUGUCCUGCAGGAUGCCAGGUGUGCCAGAAUUUAAUCAGAUGUUGCUGUGGGCGACUGAUUGGAGAUCACCCACGAGUAGACUGUAGCUGGCCUGUUUAUCAGGCUGCCCCACAGAGAGAUGGUGAAGAAUGGUCUGUGCAAAAGCACACAAAGACGAGCCCAACGGAUGCAUUUGGUACGAUCAAUUUUCAAGAUGGAGAUCACACUUACCAUGCCAAGUAUAUUAGACUCUCUUAUGAUAGCAGUUUGGAUCAGCUGUUGCACCUGAUGGUUAAAGAAUGGCAGAUGGAGUUGCCAAAGCUAGUGAUCUCUGUUCAUGGAGGCAUUCAAAAUUUCAAGCUUCCCUCGAAGGUCAAGCAGGUUUUCAGCAAAGGAUUGGUGAAAGCUGCUGAGACUACAGGAGCAUGGAUAAUUACAGAAGGCAUCAACAGCGGAGUGUCCAGGCAUGUAGGGGAUGCGCUGAAAGGCCGUGCCUCACCACACCUGAGAAAGAUCUGUGCUGUUGGGAUUCCUCCAUGGGGUAUCAUUGAGAACCAGAGGGAUCUCAUCGGAAAAGAUGUAGUUUGCCUGUACCAGACUCUUGGUAAUCCACUCAGCAAGCUAAGUACCCUCAACAGCAUGCAUUCUCAUUUUCUAAUGGCAGAUGAUGGGACAGUAGGCAAGUAUGGGAAUGAAAUGAUGCUCAGGAGGAAUUUGGAGAAGUACAUAUCACUUCAAAAAAUACACACAAGAAUGGGCCAAGGUGUACCCAUAGUUGGGCUGGUGGUGGAAGGAGGCCCCAAUGUCAUCCUAAUGGUGUGGGAGUACGUGAGGGCCAGCCCAGCUGUCCCCGUGGUGGUCUACGAGGGCACUGGCAGAGCUGCAGAUAUCCUGGCUUUUACCCACAAACACACGGGUGAUACGGGGGAGCUGCGGCCUCAAGUGAAGGAGGAGGUCUUAGUGAUGAUUCAUAACACAUUUAGCUUGGGACAGAAACAGUCCAGUCAUCUAUUUCACAUUUUGAUGGAAUGCAUGGAGCACAGAGAGUCCAUCACCAUAUUUGAUGCGGAGUCAGAAGAUCAGCAGGACAUUGAUUUGGCAAUUCUGACUGCACUCUUGAAAGGUACAAAUAUGUCUGCUUCAGAUCAGCUAGAUUUGGCGUUGGCCUGGAACCGGCUAGAUAUUGCCAAAAAACACAUACUCGUUUAUGGACAACACUGGAAGGUUGGUGCCUUGGAACAGGCAAUGAUGGAUGCUUUAGUGAUGGACCGCGUGGAUUUUGUGAAGCUGUUAAUAGAGCAUGGAGUGAACAUGCACCGUUUUCUUACCAUAUCUCAUUUGGAAGAACUCUACAAUACAAAACAAGGACCAUCAAAUCUACUUUUGCAUCACCUAGUUCGAGAUGUGAAACAGAAUACCCUUUCCUUGGAUUACAAGAUAUCACUGAUUGAUAUUGGACUGGUGAUAGAGUACCUCCUUGGUGGAGCUUAUCGGAGCAGCUACACAAGGAAGCAUUUCCGAAUUCUCUACAAUGAUCUCUACAGAAAACACAAGAGAGUGCUCUCCAGCUUUUCUCAGAGCCUGUCUCAUUCCCUUCAUCAGAGUAAUCAGACAGAUAGCAGAAUGGGAUCUGCUGAAAGUACUUUGCAUUCUCAGUUCUUCAGAACAGCACAGCCUUACAAAUGCAAGGAAAGAUCCACUGCUUUCCAUAAGUGCAAGAAGAAAUCAAAAGAGGAUAUAAACUUUACAGAGAACUAUGAGUCAUCUGGCUUUAUCUACCCCUAUAACGACCUCCUGGUUUGGGCAGUAUUAAUGAAAAGGCAGAAGAUGGCAAUGUUCUUCUGGCAGCACGGAGAGGAAGCCAUGGUCAAAGCUGUUGUGGCUUGUAAACUCUACAGGGCAAUGGCACAUGAAGCUAAACAGAGCAACAUGGUGGACGACACUUCAGAAGAACUCAAGAAGUACUCAAAGGAAUUUGGGCAGCUUGCCUUAGAUGUGCUGGAGAAAGCAUUCAAACAAAAUGAGCAGAUGGCCAUGAAGUUGCUGACCUAUGAACUGAAAAACUGGAGCAACUCAACUUGCUUAAAACUAGCAGUGUCUGUGGGGCUGCGGCCUUUCGUAUCCCACACUUGCACACAGAUGCUGCUGACCGAUAUGUGGAUGGGACGCCUGAAGAUGCGGAAGAACUCCUGGUUUAAGGUCAUUAUAAGUAUUCUCCUGCCUCCCACUAUCCUGAUGCUGGAGUUUAAAAGCAAGGCAGAAAUGUCUCAUGUGCCUCAGUCUCAAGACUUCCACCAGUUCACAUGGUAUCAUGGGGAUCAGAGCCCAACCAGCUCUAAAGAUGCCUUGUCUCUGAAGGAUUAUGAUGUGGAGAAGGUUACUCAGAAGUCUGAUGAAAGCCAAGUAGAUGGUGGACAAGGAAACCUGCCUGGCACUAGAAAAAUCUAUGAGUUCUACAAUGCACCAAUUGUCAAGUUCUGGUUUCACACGAUGGCGUACAUGGCAUUUCUCAUGCUCUUCACUUACACUGUGUUGGUGAAGAUGGAACCAAGACCGAGUGUGCAAGAGUGGCUUGUUAUCAUUUAUAUUUUCAGCACUGCUAUUGAAAAAGUCAGGGAGGUAUUUAUCUCAGAACCUGGAAAAUUCCGCCAAAAAGUGAAGGUGUGGAUUUAUGAAUACUGGAAUUUUACUGAUUCUGUAGCUAUCGUCCUGUUUAUGAUUGGUUUUGGCUUGCGGUGGUCGGGCCCCCCUGUUCAAACUGCAGGGAGGCUGCUUUACUGCUUGGAUAUAAUAUUUUGGUAUGCUCGGCUCCUUGAUCUUUUUGCUGUGAAUCAGCAUGCUGGCCCAUACCUGACAAUGAUUGGAAAAAUGACAGCAAACAUGUUCUAUAUCGUGGUCAUGAUGGCCAUAGUCCUGCUGAGUUUUGGAGUGUCCCGAAAGGCAAUCCUUUCACCAGAGGAGCCUCCUUCUUGGACUCUGGCACGAGAUAUUGUGUUUCAGCCCUACUGGAUGAUGUUUGGUGAGGUCUACGCUGGAGAAAUAGAUGUCUGUGAAACCAAUGAAGACUGUCCUCCUGGCUCCUUCCUCACGCCAUUCCUCCAAGCUGUCUAUCUCUUUGUGCAGUACAUCAUCAUGGUCAACUUGCUUAUUGCUUUUUUUAAUAAUGUUUAUUAUGAUUUGAAAUCCAUAUCGAACAAGCUCUGGAAGUACAACCGGUACCGCUACAUUAUGACCUACCAUGAAAAGCCAUGGCUGCCUCCACCUUUCAUCCUCUUGAGCCACAUUGGACUUCUGAUAAACCGCAUCUUCCACCAUCGGCCCCCAAAUGAGAUGGAUCAAGAGGAAGGCGAUGUUGGACUAAAGCUGUACCUGAGUGAUGAGGAGUUGAAGAAACUCCAUGACUUUGAGGAACAGUGUGUGGAAAAAUAUUUUCAUGAGAAGAAUGAGAGCUUGAGUUCCAGUGACAGUGAAAGGAUUCGUCUGACAACAGAAAGAGUGGAGGAGAUGUUUCUGCAGCUUAAAGAAGUGCAUGAGAAGGUAUUUUAUAUCAAGGAGUCUUUACUCUCCCUGGACAGCCAGCUAGGACAUUUGCAAGACCUGUCUGCCUUGACAGUGGACAUCCUGAAAGUGCUUUCAGCUGUAGACACCUUGCAGGUGGAAGAAGCCUUACUGGCUGACACAAAACAUCGAACCUGUAGGAAGCUGCCCCACAGCUGGAGCAAUGCGCUCUAUUCCAAGACCUUGAGCAGCCUCGAGUGUUUGUAUGACAAGAAGUACCACUACUACAGCAUGCCACCCUCCCUCUUACGGAGCUUGGUAAGGAGUCAGUGGCCAUCAGAGUGCAAAGACCAUGUAUUGAGGACUGAGAGUAACAAGGUGGUAGAAGACAGCUCUCGAAAGGUAGAAAUAGAAAGUGACACACUCACUUCGGGAGUAUCCUCUGAGACUAAGUCAACGCCUAGAUAUGGACAAUUUUUGCUGGUGCCCCCUGACCAUCAGGGAGGGUCUUUAUCUGAGGAUGUUACCUUAAAUUUGUCCUUUCUGAGCACUCCUGCCAAGUACAGGGACAAUGCAUUCAGAGAUGAACUGCAAAGUAACAUUGUGGUGCAGCAAAACUUGCGGAGUGUGGGCCUCAUUGGAAAAGAGCCAGAAGAUUAUCAAUGGAGCCAGAGAGACCUUGCUAUUCACUUGCCAUCAGAAAAGACUAAUGCCGCAGAGGCUGAUCAUCCUCUUGGUCUCCAGCCAUCGCUGGAUGUUGAAGAGAGUGCAGAACUCUCCUGCAACGACAGGGAAGAAACUGAAGGUGGUUAUGUGAACUGGGGAUUCUCUGAAGGUGAUGAAAAAGGGGUUUUCAGCUCAGGGAAGAAAGAAAAGAAGCACUUGUGCAUACAUUCCACCUAUAACAAUGAAUGCAAUUGCAUAGGUAGUCCUCCCAGGCAUGUGCAGAUAAGAGAAUCAAAGUCCUUCUCCUACAACUCUGACAGGUCACAUCACAGCAGCACCAUCUCUCACAACAAGCUAAAACGCAGCACCUCCUUCUGGAUCAGCCCGCUCUGGAGGGACUGGAGUUUCUGCAGGAGCAACAGCUUACAGUCACCAAAGAAGGAGAAAAGAGGGAAAACCUUUAAGGCCACAGGUGAGUCUUUACAUUCCAGUGAGCUGCACCACAGUGAGGCAACAAAAGCAAAACAACAAAACAGAGACAGAAAGUCUGGGAGAGGAAAGAAGAAUCAAAAACCCCUUCAGGUGCCGGUGAUUAGAGUGGAUGAUUGUCCCCAGAACACCCAAGUGAGCUCAGAGCCAGCGGAGAUCAAUGUCUGGGAUGAGCAAGAGAAACACAGCAAGAACUGGCUCACUGUGUCUAAUUUCAGUCAGUUGAGUUUGGAACGUCUCAGUUACAUGCACCAGAAAAUGAAAAAUCAAGACAUCGGUAGGCAUACCAUACCGUUCUGUGAUUACCUGAGGCAUUCUCGAGAGACUUUGAAUAAUAGCGUAUUUGGAACCACCAAGAAAAGUAAUCUGAACAGGAACUCCUCGUUAAGAACUUCAGAGGAAACUGACAAUAUCUUCACCUGCUUGAAAACAUCUCAAGAUCUGCAUCAUCACUACUCAGCUGUUGAAAGAAACAACUUAAUGAGACUUGCUCAGACCAUACCAUUUACACCAGUCCAGCUCUUUGCUGGAGAGGAAGUGACGGUCUAUCGGCUAGAAGAAAGUUCACCUAUGAACCUUGAUAAAAGCAUGUCUUCCUGGUCCCAGCGUGGUAUGGCUGCGAUGAUCCAAGUCUUGUCACAGGAGGAGAUGGAUGGGGGUCUGCGGAGGGCCAUGAAGGUCAUUUGUACUUGGUCUGAGAAUGAUAUAUUAAAGUUGGGACAAGUAUUUAUUGUGAAGUCUUUUCUGCCAGAGGUGGUUCAGACUUGGCAAAAGAUCUUUCAUGAUGGCACAGUGUUACAUCUCUGCCUGAGGGAGAUCCAACAGCAAAGGGCUGCCCAGAAAUUAAUCUAUACCUUCAAUCAAGUGAAGCCUCAUACUAUUCCCUAUACGCCAAGUUAUCAAACCAAGAAAGCCUUUCUGCUGCCCACCAUUUGGUACCUCCUGCUGUUCAAAACACUCCAGCUAGGGGAAGCUGUGUCCUCCUUUUGGUUCCUGGAAGUUUUCCUCAUCUACUGCCAUUCAGCGAACCAGUGGCUGACCAUUGAGAAGUACAUGACUGGUGAGUUUCGGAAAUACAACAACAACAACGGAGACGAGAUUACUCCCAGCAGCUUGCUGGAAGAGCUGAUGCUGGCCUUCUCUCACUGGACCUACGUGUACACCCGUGGGGAGCUCCUUGUCCUGGAUUUGCAAGGUGUCGGGGAAAACCUUACAGAUCCAUCUGUGAUUAAACCUGAAGACAAAAAAUCUGGAAAGAUGGUAUUUGGACCAGCAAACCUAGGAGAAGGUGCAAUAAGAAACUUCAUCACAAAGCAUCGUUGUAACUCUUGCUGCAGGAGGCUGAAACUUCCUGAUUUGAGAAGAAAUGACUACACACUGGAAAGGUUCAGUCCAGCCUUUGAAAUAGAAAUGGAGACAAGCACCAGAGAAGCUGAUGAUGCAGACGAGCCUUUGGAGUAUGACACGCGGCUGUGAAGCAGUGGCUGUAAGCAGAGCCUGUGUGUUUGCGUGCUCAAAACCAUUCCCCUUAUCGCUGCCAUGGGUCAGUCCAAAAGAACAAAAUGCAGUGUCUCAGUGCAGCAUCUGUCUGCCCUCGACAGACCCUAUAGGCAAGGAAUAUAAAAAAAUUAUACUCCACUUCCGUGCUUUUAUGCUGAUCUUUCUCGUACGGUUCAGUGAAUAGCCAGGAGCAGGUCACCCCUUAGCUGGAUGAACUGUCUCAUUGGUGGCUUUUUUUUUUUUUUUAAAAAAAAAUGUGGAUUAUGGUUCCAAAUUGUGUUUUCUCAGGAAAAUAACUGUGACAAGCAUAUUUCCAAGGAGGAGUGAUUUGAUGUUUCUGUCUCUGCUCUUUAGUAAAUGUAUUCAGUAAACUGAAUGCAUACACACAUGCAAAUCAUUCAUUUUCAGAGGCUGAGUCCAUUCAGCCCCAUGCUCACUUUUCCUUGGGCAUAGGAGGCUCUCCAGGAAAUUGCAGAAAUAUUUCUUUCUCUUUAUUGUUGAUUUUGAUACAGACACAAACCAAGAAUGUAUGAGUAAUGAAUUAGUGGUUUAAACAACAGUCAAUGAUAUAGCAGGUAGACUGAAAAAUUUUGUGGGAGCUUCACCUUAAAUUCUUUUCACAUAUCAAGAGAAAGGUGAACAAUGAAUGCUUAGAUUAUUGGAUCUACAUUUUGAGUUGAUGAAAUUGAUAAAUCUAUGAUCUUUAGCACAAACAUAAAGAAUAACCUUCAACGUGAUACAACUUUUAACCAGGACCUGCCUACCUUUAUAAUAUUUUAGCUUCAGAACAUUUUAGAGUUGUAAUUGGCAACAAAGAUUUUAGAAGUCACAAAGAAUAAUACAUUCCAUUUGGUAUGCAAUUUCUUGUUGUCUAUUUCAGGCUGUAUGUAGAACUUUUGUCUAACAGUGGUGCAAUUAUAUGUAUGCUUUUGCAGUAUCUGCAUCUGUUUCUAUUGAUGUAAUCUGAUCUCGGUAGAAGUUCACAAAACACAAAAAUCAAUUAUGUGCAAUAUUAUUUUUCUAGAAUAAAGAUUGAAAUGAUGUGCUCAGCAGAAAUAUCUCUGAUGCAACUAAUGUUGUAUUACAGAUUACAUCUAUCAUUAAAGCAACUUUGUACUUUCAAAUUGAGUAGAAAUACCUAAUCUUGAAAUGUAAGUCAACAGAAAACUUUAUGCUUGAAUAAGAAACAAAAUCAUAUUUCCACCACAGCUGAUAGUAAAUUUUAAUGUGUAAGGGGACUAUUUGAUUUGGUAUAUUUAGAAAAUGUCUGUGUACAAAUACGAAUUAGAAGUUAUAUGUUCCCAGUUUUUGUAGUGUUUAUGAUAUUGAUGAUGGUAUUGAAAUAAUCACCUGCACCAUGUUCAGCUCAGAUGCCUUCAGUACCUGAGAGCAUCUUGAACAGGUUCUUCUUGCUUUUUAUCUUUUUAAAAAUAGUUUUAUAAGGGGUUUUUUUUGUGGAAAACCCCCUCCUUUGUCCCUAUUAGAUUAUACUAUUCAUUUUGCAAAAAAAUAUACUUCCUUUUGGCUUUUUUGGAAGCAAUUCAAUGUAUCAGAUGGCUUAACUUGUCUGUGAAAAAGAUUGUUUAAUUGCAUCUGUACAGAAUGAUGGUGGAUUUUGAUCCCUUUGCUGGUAAAGUAGUAGUUCUGCUUCUAGUGAUUACUCUCUUAAAAUCUGGCUUUAGGGAGAUAUGUGCUUACAUGCAUACACAUCUACUUUAAAGGCAGGACUUUCUCUAAAUGAUCUCUAACUGUUAAUAUGCUUUUAAAUUCAGUUAAGUUAAAUGACACAUAAAUAAAGCCAAGGACAAUUUAAGUCCUGCCCUGACAGUGUUUUCUUCCAUCAUUGCCAUAAAUUCUGAACACAUAUGUAUUAGACGCAAAAAAAUAAACUCCACACCAGGCUGGGCCUGAGUACCUUUUGUUUCUUUUUAAGUUUUGAAGAUAUGCACAAGUGAUACUUCAGAUGGUCUUUUCUUAACAACCCUCCUGUUGCCUUCAAGAGUGGCUUCUGCAUUCAUAGCAAUACUUGGGAGAAUUCUUACAGUAUAUAGCUCAGCAUAGAUUCAUUUUACUCGUUUUGUACCCAUCAAGGUACAUACUACCUUUCCCUCAAAUUGGGGACCUUGCAAGAUACUAAUUUUCCAUGCAUGGAGACACUAAGUUGAAAAAUUCCAGUUAUUCUGCUGGUUAACUAAUUUUGCCUCACCUUUCUUUUUGCACUUUUUUUGGAAGGGUUGAUUCACAUUUCACUAAACUGUAAAGUUUAGGGUAAACUUCCCUCCCCAACUUCGUCAUAGUUCAGUAAUAAAUUAUAAGGAAAAUAAUUUGAAAAAGUUAUUCUGUACAUUCUUUAAAUUGUCUUUUGAUGUCUAAAUACUGACCUGAGAUUGAAGUCCAUGCCCACUGAAAACAAGAAAAAAACCCAGCAGCCUUUAACAGGAACAGCAAUAAGCCCCGUACUAAAUAUAUGGUGCAUGUGGAAUGAAAGAUAUGCGGGACAGGGUUCUUUCUCUAGCUGCUUGAUGAUGAGUGUGGAAGAGGAAAUCUUGCAUGUCAAACUGUAGUUUGUUAGUUUCGAUUUUUUUUUUUUUUUUUUUGCUUAAAAGCACAUUCAGGAAUUUAUUUUAUACUUCUGGUGGGUUCAGGAAAAAAAGUCCUGCUUACUUUGCUCAAAUAAGUCAGGCAGUAAAGUUCUGAAAAAAAAAAUAAAUAAACCAAAGUACUUAUAAACUCACAUUUUAAUAUGAGCUUAAAAGAAGCUUACUUAGGAAUUCGGUUGAGAUUACUCAAAGCAAAAUGUGUUUCUGGCAGCUACUGCAUUGGAGAUGUAGCUUAAACAUGAAAAAUACUCAUAAAUUACAAACCUCAUUCUUGGGAAGGCUUUUUUCAUCUCUUUUAUUCAUAAUUGUGGUGUAUAUGGGGUUAUUAAUUUAUUGUUAGUGCAAUAAAGAAAGAAGGGAUAUUACAUCUAUAUUUUCUAGAAAUUGAUUUGUAUUUGUUGUGGUUUUGUCAAUCGAUUUCAUACUGUUUCAAAAGAAUAAAAACACAUUUUCAAAAUGUUUCUAUUCUUGAUGGUUGUAGAAUGAAAUAAUAUGUUUUCAAGCAAUAAGGUAAAAAGGUGAAAGUAACAUACAGAAAAUAAUGCAGAAAUUUUUAUUUUUAA